This is a messenger RNA of Chenopodium quinoa (quinoa), 1770 nucleotides long. Its product is annotated as dof zinc finger protein DOF5.7-like. The transcript has a single exon. Gene Ontology annotation, biological process: regulation of DNA-templated transcription. The record is from RefSeq and is a predicted model, not a curated record. Gene Ontology annotation, molecular function: DNA binding; DNA-binding transcription factor activity. NCBI's taxonomy places the organism in Eukaryota, Viridiplantae, Streptophyta, Magnoliopsida, Caryophyllales, Amaranthaceae. The coding region runs from base 271 to 1356 and encodes 361 amino acids.
UAGAUCACAUUUAUCAUAAAUUAGUUUUUGUCUCUUGUACAUACUACAAUCUUCUCCACCAUGAUGUUGUUUUCAUAUUAAUUGGCUAUAUAUAUCCCAAACCCCUUUUCUAGCAACCUCUACUCUCUCUCCUCUCUUUCUCUCUCUACUCCAUAAAGCCUCACCUCAUUUAGUCAUUUUUCUUCCUUGAUGAAUUUCACAAGUUCACCCACUUUCACCCCAUUUUAAAACCAAUCAUUCACAUCCACCUCAUUUUACACCCACCAAAAAAUGAUGUCAUCGGAGAACAUCCCUCCGGUGGCACAUCCAUCAGAUCACAACAACAACGGCGGCACCGCGAACGCCCGAAAACAAACUUCUCAAAAACCACCAGAACAGCCACCAGCUCUCAAGUGCCCUCGUUGUGAUUCCUCCAACACGAAAUUCUGCUACUACAACAAUUACAGCUUAACACAACCUAGACACUUUUGUAAGACUUGUAGGAGGUACUGGACUAAAGGUGGGGCCCUCCGUAACGUCCCCAUCGGAGGCGGUUGCCGUAAAACCAAAAAACACAAACCCUCUAAUUCAUGUCCACCAUCAUCUAUAUCUAAUUCCUCACGCUUUGAUCUGUCAGCGGGGCCAGGAAGUUCCGAGUUCAAGUUCCUGGCCCCGCCAACAGUGGCCCCCGCCAUGGAGUUUCAGCUGGGUGGGCUCUCCUUCCCUAGGCUCCACCCAGCUACGGCAGGGGUCUACACCCAGUUUAUCGCCAGUUCCGGGGCCCACCAUCCGCCUGUAGGCCCCGGAACUGGAGGGUGUUUUAGUUUGGACUUGUUGGGUAUAGGCGGUAAUAACUACCCAACAAUUCCAAACUCAGGAAACUCCUCUUCUUCCUCCUCAUCCUCCUUAUCUCUAGCUGGGGGCGGUGGUGUAGGUGAUCAAACCAUUUCGAUCUCCUCAAUCGAGUCGUUAAGCUCGAUUAAUCAAGAGAUGCACUGGAAGCUACAACAACAAAGACUCGCCAUGAUCUAUGGACAACCAACAGUUGAUAAUCAAAUCGACGAAAACAACAAUAAUCAUCAAGAUAAAGGGCUAUCUGUAGGAGGAGGUAUAAGUUUGUUCAAGAAUUUAGAGAAUAUCAGCAGAAAUAGUAAUAAAAUUGACGUAGGUGGUCCUACUGAAUGGUUAUUUGAUCAACUUCAAACAAAUUCUACUGCUAAUUACGCUGAUAAUCACAAUACUAAUAAUAACAAUAAUUCAAAUGUGGGUGUUACGACUACAAAUUGCAACAAUAAUGAAGAUGAUUUCAACGGUGUUUGGACGACGGCGGAGUUGCAUAAUCAUCAACAACAUCAUCAGUUUAACGGACUGCACUAGAUGAUUGUAGAAAGAGAAGCAAGAAGAGAGUAUGGUGGCUGGUAAGAGGUCAGCAAAGAUGUCAUUAAAUUAAUUAAUUAUAUGAAGUUUAAAUGAUGAGGUUAGAUUAAUUAAUUUUAAGAGUAGAGUGUUUUAAAGAAGUUUAAUUAGUACUAUAAGUACUUGUAAGUAAAAAAAAAAAGUAACCUUUUGUAAAACUUUGCUAAAUUAUGCUGGUAUAAUGAACAAUCAAUGUUACAGAAUUAUUUUUUUGUGUUAUUUGCCCUUUUUCUUGCCUUUUGAUUUUUAAUUUAAUUUUUGGUACACAAUUGCUUGGGAUUUGGGAUAGAUACUACGGAGUAGUAACUGUCUAAGAACUUAGCUUUUCCCAUGGAUUAAUAUGAAAUGAGGGAUUCAAACAUGAAACUGAUCCUG